This is a messenger RNA of Oreochromis aureus, 3033 nucleotides long. Its product is annotated as butyrophilin subfamily 1 member A1-like. NCBI's taxonomy places the organism in Eukaryota, Metazoa, Chordata, Actinopteri, Cichliformes, Cichlidae. The transcript has 7 exons. The coding region runs from base 145 to 1524 and encodes 459 amino acids. The record is from RefSeq and is a predicted model, not a curated record.
GCCUUAUUCACGUUCAGCACAGCCGAAGAUUCUGUGCAGCGUGUUGAACGCAGGUUUCAAACUCACUCAGAAAAUCAACCAUCUACCUUUAUUUUUGGUGUUGGCUGUGCUGGACUUUGUGAUCAAGCGUAUAACUAACACAAAAUGGCAGUCUUGAACUCCAGGAUAAAUUCCCAAUGUGGUCAGCUCGCUUUGAAACGUCAUCUAUGCACUUUGUUUUUUCACCACACUGUGAUCCUACUCCUUCUGACAGAUAUAAGGACAGGUCAGUCUGAGACAGUAACAUCAUCUCAAACAAUAAUCACAGUAGUUGGUGAGGAUGUCAUCUUACCAUGCUACCUUGACUCUGCGUCAGACGCUGUUUCUAAGAGUCUGGAGUGGGGAAGACCUGACCUGGAUCCCAGAUUUGUCCAUGUGUGGUUUGAGGGUCAAGACCAUCUAGUUAAUCAAAACCCAUCUUACAGAGGAAGGACAUCACUGUCCACUGAGAAACUAAAGCAGGGGGACCUUUCACUGAAACUCACUAGAGUCAAACACUCUGAUAAUGGCAGAUACAGAUGCUUUUUUCCCUCAGAGUCCAAAGAAUCUACCGUUGAACUUCUUGUUGGUUCACUUUCCUUACCUACAGUAGCAGAAGUCAACAUAAACAGGAGUGCAGUCGCUUUACAGUGUAAGUCUGCAGGCUGGUAUCCAGAGCCUGAGCUGUUGUGGAUGGACAGUGAUGGAAACAGCCACUCUGCUGGACCUACAGAGACCCUCAGAGGUCCUGAUGACCUCUAUACUGUCAGCAGCAGAGUGACUGUGGAGAAGAGACACAGAAAUACUGUCAACUGUAUAGUCCAACAAAGGGAUAUCAACCAGAGCAGAGAGACACAGAUGCAUGUUUCAGGUGACUGUGUUGCAGUUCCACCUUCUUCUGCCCUCCGUGUCAGUCUUAUUUUGGCAGUUUUUCUCAUUUGUACUUGUACAACAGUCAUUGUUCUGUGGAUAUGGAGACAAAACAAAAUCAAAGAGAAAAGGAGGCAAGCUAAGGAUGAAGCUGAGGAGAAAGAGAAAGAGCAGCUGUUGGCAGAAAACAAGAAGUCUGAAGAACUACAGCGGAAAGAGGAAGAGCUGAAAGACCUGGAGGAGCUGGUUAAUAUACUGAUUGAACAGGAAAACGAACUGAAGAAAGUAAAAAAUGAACUCAAACAACAAAGGGAUAUGGUGGAUGGUGAGGUGGAGGAUAUUGAAAACAAGCUUCGGUCAGUGGAUAAGAACACAGAAAGUGACAGAGCAAAGGGAUACAUGGAUCUGAAAGAAAUAAUAACAGAAAGCAAAAACAAAUUACUAAAGAAAAAAGCAGCAAAUUCAGUGCUGCAAACAAACAUUGAAAACCGUCUGCUUAGAACACAGCACAUACAUGAUAAAAUGACCCAAAGAAAACCGGAAGUCGAGAAACAACUGGCAGAGUUACAGAAACAGACAGAUGAGAUUGAGAAGACACUUAAUUUAGAGCAAAAUCAGGAAACUUUAAACAUUUAGAAAAAAUCUCAAACCUCAUGUAGAGAGGUUUGAAAAGUACUUCUUGUAUCUGCUGAUGGUACGUACCGCCAGCCUGUCCUUCCGUGAUGGCUCAUCUCAUCCCCAUCUUCCCUUCUUUCUCAGGUGUCUGCUACCUGAGGUAUUCACUAAGCACAUCAUCUGUUGUGGCCAUCUUCCUGAUGUACUCAUGGAUGUUUGUUGUCCCAUCCUGGACGGUGGUUCUGACACUCAUUAAUGCACGGUCACCUUUCUUUGGUUUAGCGCACAGACUCAGGGUGAUGGAUUUGGGGUGAAUCAGAAUUAGAAUAAGAAUAGUUUAUUAAGCCUUAAUUAAACUAUGUGUGUACACCUUCUCCAAGAUAAUAAGAACAGUAACAGACUGAAAUUAAAUAAUACAAUAUAUAACAAAGUUACAAAAUAUAAGAAAUAGCUCUAAUAUAUGCAAAUAUACAGAUUAUAAAUAUCCAGAACAUUACAGGGAUUAAAUAUGUAUGGUUUUACUCUAAACUGUAAAGUGUAACUGAAACCCCAUGCAUGGUAAAGAGCUUCCUUGUCUUGAUGUCAGUGGCUUUUAUCUCUGCCUUUGGCCAGCUUAUUAUCCCACCAGGGUGCCUGAUCACGGGUCAGAUACAGUGUGUUGAUUGCCUGGAUCUUGUUCUUCCUAUUCAGCUGACUCUUCAGGUCUUACCUGACUCUCUGCAGGUAUUUCACUGUUACAGCUUUCCUGGCAGCCUCUUUGAGGUUCCCAUGUGUAUGGGCUCAAAUUGUGGUCAUAAAUAUUUUGUACUUGUUAAUCAGAAUGUGUAGUUGUGAGUUUUGUAACCUUCAAAUGAAAAUAUAUGAAAAUAUGAUGUUUUUGCAUCUAUAAAUUAGAAUUUGUGUGUGUGUGUGUGUGUGUGUAAAAACAUUUGUGUUACAAUAUUUUUUUGGUAAGGUCUGCUUACAGAUACAAAGCAAAAAAACUAUGUGUAAAACUCACGUUUCCCGGCUGCGUGUGAAUUUCAACUUACAAGUACGAAUUUUUACCCGAUUUUUCUUCUUUUCUUCAAUUUAAACUCCAGUUUAAAUUUAUAAAGUCAUUUCCACCUCAUGUUCUGUCAAAUAUUUACAUCGUCUCCAAGAUCCAACUGUGAUAAACAUUUUUCAGUCAGUGUGAUUGAUAAUAAUAGGACAAAUGAUCACCGAUCAGUGUGUAAUAUGCAGUCAAUGGAACUGACAGUCUGACAGUUGUAUUAAUGCCCACAGACUGGCACAGUUAGAAACAUGGAGACUAGAUUUUACUCUGAGCUGACAAUAAACCUGUGGUCCUGUGUAAUAUAAAUAUACACACACACACACACACACACACACACACAUAUCCCCAACUAGCCAUCCUCUCUGAGACUGAUUCAAGACUUAUGUUAUUAUUGGGUGAUAGCAUCUCAAAAUACGAUCACCCUCAACAUCUUCUCAGAUCCAUUUCAUGCAAAAACGGAGCAAACUAAAAAUCUGUGUCAUUGUAACCCAGUG